GAUACAUACUAGAGGUCAUGUUGUAAUUUCUUAUACAAACUAGUUGCUUUAACUGUUCAGAUACGAAAAGCAUGCCUUUCAGGUUAGUGUCAGCAUGGAACAAGCGCCGCAGAAGCAAAUCUGAGGAUCAUAUCAACCCCUGGAUAUAUAAGCCUGUGGAGUAUUGGCAACUUGAAGAUCAAAAACCACCUGCAAAACGGCACCAAGGUUCAUUAGUUUUCACCCUUAAAGAAAUGGAAAAGGCAACAUGUUCUUUUAGUGAUGAGAAUUUCCUUGGUAAAGGAGGAUUUGGCCGAGUUUACAAAGGGAUUCUACAGUCUGGAGAGGUUGUAGCAAUCAAGAAAAUGGAGCUACCGCAGUCCAAAGCAGCAGAGGGGGAGCGAGAAUUUCGAGUAGAAGUUGAUAUCCUGAGUAGACUGGAUCAUCCAAAUUUAGUUUCCCUCGUAGGUUAUUGUGCAGAUGGGAAGCAUCGAUUCCUAGUUUACGAAUACAUGCGUAAAGGAAAUCUGCAAGAUCAUUUGAAUGGUUGUUUAAGCAUGCAAACAUAUCUUAUCAAAAUCCUAUUACACCCUUCUGAUCAUAAUUUACUUUGGCUUGUAGGAACUGGGGAAGUGAAGAUGGAUUGGUCUUUACGGCUUAAAGUGGCUAUAGGAGCAGCAAGAGGACUCGAAUAUCUUCAUUCAAGUUCUAGUGUCAGAACUCCAAUUGUUCAUAGAGACUUCAAAUCCACCAACAUUCUUUUAGAUUCCAACUAUGAAGCUAAGAUAUCGGAUUUUGGGCUUGCAAAGUUAAUGCCAGAUGGCCAUGAAACCUAUGUGACUGCUAGAGUGCUUGGUACAUUUGGUUACUUUGAUCCUGAGUACACAUCGACAGGAAAGCUCACUUUACAAAGUGACAUUUAUGCAUUUGGAGUUGUUUUACUUGAGCUUUUGACUGGACGGAGAGCUGUGGACCUGAGCCAAGGACCCAGCGACCAAAAUAUUUUACUACAGGUUAGGCAUAUUUUGAAUGACAAGAAAAGAUUGCGGAAGGUGAUAGAUCCAGAAAUGAGUCGCAGUUCAUACACAAUGGAGUCUAUAGCAAUGUUUGCAAAACUAGCAUCACGUUGUGUACGGAUCAACAGUAGUGAAAGACCACUGAUAGAAGAUUGUGUUAAAGAACUCCAGCUGAUUUUUCAUGUAAAUUCGAAAGGCUUGAGUAUGGCCAUGCAUACAUUCAGGAUGCUCUAAGAAGUACUCGGGGUAAAUAUUUACCUACCUCGUAAAAAAACCUCUGGUACUUGGAAAAAGUUGCGAACAUCUGCAGCUUCACGUAAACUUUUACGGAUUUCACAAGAUAUGACUCAAGUGACACUCUUUACAUGUAUCAUAGGCCCUUAGUGGUAGCAUGUCUUGUACUGGCUUAGAUUAGGAAAUAAUAUGCAAAGGUGCGAGAAUAAUAAUCAUUUUCAUUAUAUAACAUUAUUGUUAUUAUU
Molecule: messenger RNA, 1474 nt
Organism: Daucus carota subsp. sativus
Lineage: Eukaryota; Viridiplantae; Streptophyta; Magnoliopsida; Apiales; Apiaceae
Product: probable serine/threonine-protein kinase PBL28
Exons: 6
Coding region: 72-1229 (385 amino acids)
Biological process (GO): protein phosphorylation
Molecular function (GO): protein kinase activity; ATP binding
Source: RefSeq, a predicted model, not a curated record